This is a messenger RNA of Thecamonas trahens ATCC 50062, 2417 nucleotides long. Its product is annotated as KRR1-interacting protein. The record is from RefSeq and is a predicted model, not a curated record. Gene Ontology annotation, biological process: endonucleolytic cleavage in ITS1 to separate SSU-rRNA from 5.8S rRNA and LSU-rRNA from tricistronic rRNA transcript (SSU-rRNA, 5.8S rRNA, LSU-rRNA). Bases 8 to 2212 code for a protein of 734 amino acids. The transcript has 2 exons. Gene Ontology annotation, cellular component: 90S preribosome; nucleolus. Lineage: Eukaryota; Apusomonadida; Apusomonadidae.
GCUCGCCAUGCCUCGUCGCAAGAAGAAGACCAAGGACCUGUUCGAGGACGCCGAGGGCGGCGACCUCUCGUUCCAGCCGAAUCCUGAGGUUGCGGCCAAGUACGAGGCCAAGAAGCGGCAUGAGGAGCUCUCGCGGCUGCGCGACCUGUAUGGCGACGCCGAGUCGUCGUCGUACGAGUACUCGGAGGACUCGGACGGGUCGCAGGUUAACGAGGUGGUGCUGGAGAAGAUCGGAAAUGUGCUGCAGGCGAUCCGCAACAAGGACCCGGCGAUUUACAACUCGGAGGUCAAGUUCUUUGAUGGUACAGAGACCGAGGCCAGGGCCAAAGCCGAGGCCGAGGCCAAGAAGAAGAGCAAGAAGAUGACGCUGGCGGACGUGGAGCGGGCCAAGCUGAUGAAGCGAAUGGAGAACCCGAACGCGUCGUCAUCAUCGUACUCGGAUUCAGACGACGAGGGCGCGUCGGCCAAGGGCGAGACGCAUGUGGAAGAGCAGGCGCGACUGCGCAAGGCGUUCAUCCAGGCCGCGUCGGGCUCGGGUUCGGGCUCAGGCUCAGGCUCAGGCUCAGGCUCGGGCGACAUGGGCCUCAUGCUCAAGAAGGUGCAUCACGCGCCGGAAGAGCUAGAGCCGCUGGCGGAGACGCAUCCGCUGUCACGGUACUUUGACGAGAGCAAGACCAACGACAACGACGCAUUCCUGCGCAACUACAUUCUCGAGGGUGGGUGGAAGGCGCCUAAGGUCUCGCUGUCGCAGGCUGUCAACGAGCCCGGGCACUACGAGCCCGAAGAUGUGGACGACGAUUCCGACCGCGACGCGGUGGAGCUCGCCGAGGCGCACGAGCUCAUCCAUAACUUCCGGCACGAGGAGGGCGACCAGGCGCGUGAGAUUGUGACGUACGCGCGUAAGAUCGAGGGCUCGCUCCGCAAGUCCGACACGCGGCGGGCAGAGAAGCGCAAGGCGCGCGAGGAGCGUAAGAAGGCCGCGCUCGAGCAGCGCAAGGCCGAGGUCCGCCGGCUCAAGAAGCUCAAGGAGGAGGAGAUCAAGGCCAAGCUCGCCGAGCUCGAGGCCAUGGCCGGGACCAAGGGCUUUGCGGCCGACGACAUCGACGACGAGUUUGAUCCUGAAGCCCAUGAGAAGCGAAUGCAGGCCCUGUUCAACGAUGAGUACUACGGCGAGGACGAGGGUACCAAGCCUGACUUUGACGUCCACGACGACGACGAGUGGUUCGACAAGGCCGGCAUCAAGAUCGCCAAGUCGGACGACGACGGCUCGGGCUCGGACUCGGGCGACGACAACGGGUCGGGCAAGAAGGGCAAGGCGUCGCGGCGCGAGAAGCGCAAGGCCAAGCAGGAGGAGCUGCAGGCCAAGGUCAAGGGCAAGUCGCUCGACGACCUGUACGACGAGCUGUUUGGCCUUGACUUUGAAGACGUGGCCGGCGGCAUGCCGGUUCGGUUCAAGUACCGCAAGGUCAAGCCCGAGACGUUUGGCAUGACCAUCAACGACAUUCUCACGCUCUCGGACGCCGAGCUCAACUCGAUUGUGGGCAUCAAGAAGCUCGCGCCGUACCGCGAUGACGUCCAGCCGCAGCGGUACAAGCGCAAGUUUUCCAAGUUUAUGGCCAAGUACGCGCAAAAGAACCCGGACAAGGUCCAGCCGCGGACCGCGGAGGAUGAUGCCGAGCCCGAGCGCAUCCGCGAGGCGUGGAAGACUGUCGACCUGCGCGAGACCAAGGCGCGCCUCGCCAAACUCGACCGGAAGAAGACCAAGAAGACCGAGGGCACCAAGCGCCGCCAGGCCAAGUCGACUCAGGCCGCCAAGCGCAAGGCCAAGCGCGCAGCACGCAAGGCCGCCGCUCAGGGCGGCGACGGGCGUGCAGACAACGAGGCCGCCUCUCCGUCAGCUGAUGACGGCCAGGACGCGCCGUCUAAGAAGCGCAAGCGCGAUGACGACGACGACGACGACAGCAACGAGCGCGCUGGAAAGAAGGCCAAGUCCAAGGACAAGGCCAAGGCCAAGUCCAAGGACAAGGUCAAGUCCAAGUCCAAGGACAAGGCCAAGUCCAAGUCUAAGGGCAAGGCCAAGUCCAGCGACAAGGCCGAGUCGAGCGGAAAGAAGCACCGUCAGACCGAGGCCCGGUUCCUGUACGCGGUCGGCCGCAAGACCGGUGUGCCCAAGGAUCGGAUGGCGUCGUACCGGAUCAAGAAGACCUUCUGAUGCCUCGCCACUCCUCGCGUCGCCGUACGGUACAGUGAGUGAUCGCCAACUACACUGACCAACUUGCAGCAGAGCAGCCCUUUGCAAUACAAAAAGUGGACAGAUUUGCGAGUGUUCGCGCCGUACUGCCGUUUGCUUUACGUUUACCGGGAGAACUGGCGGCCCUUGGUGUUCUUCAUCUUGAACCGGGAGGCCGUGCUGGUGG